This is a messenger RNA of Bubalus bubalis (water buffalo), 5266 nucleotides long. RefSeq names its product syntaphilin (gene SNPH). Gene Ontology annotation, cellular component: mitochondrion; cytoplasmic microtubule. Gene Ontology annotation, biological process: neuron differentiation. Lineage: Eukaryota; Metazoa; Chordata; Mammalia; Artiodactyla; Bovidae. The record is from RefSeq and is a predicted model, not a curated record. The transcript has 7 exons. Bases 455 to 2053 code for a protein of 532 amino acids.
UCCCCUGCAUCCACCUCACCCUCCCUGUCCCUCCCUCCCUCCCGGCAGCCCCAGCCCCGGCGAGCACCCAGCUAGCCGCCUCCAGCAGGGGCUCCGGAGAGCAGUUCGGCGGCCUGGGCAGGGCAGCCGAAGCCAUGGAAGCCUCCGCAGGUUGCUGAUCUGGGCCAGGCAGCUGCAGCAGCGACUGCAGAGGCGCUGCGCCAAGCCGGGCCGGAGCGGUGAGAGCCGCCGGCGGGGCUGCGGAGGGCGAGUGGACUCAGAUGGGAAGCCCCGAGCCUCGCAUCAACAGGCACCCUGGGAAGGACGUCGAGACUAGCCCAGCCUAAUCUGGGCUUCCUGGUGAUGCUCCAGGAGUCCUCCAGCCUGCAGUCCCCUCCAAGGAGGAGGGUGGAUUGACCAGCACAGGGCCCCGGGGACACCGCCCAUCCCGCCCCUCACCCGGACCCGCAGCCUCAUGGCCAUGUCCCUGCCAGGCAGUAGACGGGCCUCUGGUGGAUCCCGCAGUGGGGGCCCUCUGGGCCGCAGCGGCCUGGCGGUGUUCGCCCAGUGUCCGCAGCUGCCCACCAGCCAGAACGAGCACCUGCCUCUUCUCCCUGCCUCCAGGCGCACCUCUCCACCCGUGAGUGUGCGGGAUGCCUACGGCACCUCUUCUCUCAGUAGCAGCAGCAACUCAGGCUCCUGCAAGGGCAGUGACAGCAGCCCCACGCCCAGGCGCUCCAUGAAGUACACGCUGUGCAGUGACAACCAUGGCAUCAAGCCCCCCACCCCGGAGCAGUACUUGACGCCCCUGCAGCAGAAGGAGGUGUGCAUCCGGCACCUGAAGGCCCGCCUGAAGGACACGCAGGACCGGCUCCAGGACCGGGACACAGAGAUCGAUGACCUGAAGACGCAGCUGUCGCGCAUGCAGGAGGACUGGAUUGAGGAGGAGUGCCACCGCGUGGAGGCCCAGCUGGCCCUGAAGGAGGCCCGCAAGGAGAUUAAGCAGCUCAAGCAGGUCAUCGACACUGUCAAAAACAACCUGAUCGACAAGGACAAGGGGCUGCAGAAGUACUUCGUGGACAUCAACAUCCAGAACAAGAAGCUGGAGACGCUGCUGCACAGCAUGGAAGUGGCCCAGAACGGCUUGGCCAAGGAGGACGGUGCGGGCGAGUCGGCUGGCGGCUCCCCAGCCCGCUCUCUCACCCGCAGCUCCACGUACACCAAGCUGAGCGACCCCGCUGUCUGCGGCGACCACCCGCCCGGGAACCACCCUGGCACCUCGGCCGAGGAUGGGGUCGACAGCGGCUUCGCGGCCAACGAUGACACCCUGAGCCGGACGGAGGCGUUGGAGGCCAGCAGCCUGCUGUCGUCAGGGGUGGACUGCGGCCCCGAGGAGCCCUCGUCUCUACACAGCUCCUUCAGCCUGGGGCCCCGCUUCCCCGCCAGCAACACCUAUGAGAAGCUGCUGUGUGGCACGGAGGCCGGUGUGCAGGCCAGCUGCAUGCAGGAGCGCGCCAUCCAGACAGACUUCGUGCCAUCCCAGCCUGACCUGGACACCAUCCUGGAGAAAGUGACCCAGGCCCAGGUCUGCGGGAUGGUCCCCGAGUCAGGGGACAGGCGCCCGGAGCUGGAUCCCCACCCCCCGGGGCCCAGAGACCCCAACUCUGCAGUGGUGGUGACGGUGGGGGAUGAGCUGGAGGCCCCGGAGCCCAUCACCUGGGGGCCCACCCCACACCACCCUGGUGCCCACCCAAACCCCAGCCCGUCGGUGAGCGUGGCAUGCCCUGUGGAAGAGGAGGAGGAGGCAGCCACGGCCGAGAAGGAGCCCAAGAGCUACUGGAGCCGCCACUAUAUCGUGGAUCUGCUGGCCGUGGUAGUGCCCGCCGUGCCCACGGUGGCCUGGCUCUGCCGCUCCCAGCGGCGCCAGGGCCAGCCCAUUUACAACAUCAGCUCCCUGCUGCGGGGCUGCUGCACGGUGGCCUUGCACUCCAUUCGCAGGAUCAGCUGCCGCUCGCUGAGCCAUCAGGGCCCGAGCGCCGCUGGCACGACAGCCGGAGGCAGCUCCCAGCUCUGAGGAGGGCCGGCCUGGGCAGAGGCUCCCACAGCCCAACUACCAAUUGUAGGGGUGCCGCCCUCCCUCUCACACCUUCCCCUGGGGCAUCAUCUUAUUUCUUUAGUUUGGGGUUUGGAGGUGGCUUUUUCAGGAUGAUAACCGUAUCAGAGGCUAGGAGUGAAGGUCGGGGGAAGGUGUCUGAAAACUGCAACAGGAGAGAAGGGAAGAGAGACGGACAGCCGGGAGGCCCACUGAUCAGACACACUGCAGAGAGAGAAAGUGGUGAGGCCCCCACCCCAGCCCCCCUGCCCACCAGGCCCCCCACACAGGGCAGCCGCUGCUCAGGAAGUCUCCCGUGUGAUGAUCUGGGGAGGCCAGCCUUGACUUGUCAGUCCGGCCUCCCCAUCCCCCGCCCCCAGGUCCUGUCUGUUUCCCUGUGUAUGCCAGGCCUUGUCUCCCAAGCCACCCCUUGCCCUCAGCCCAGGCUUCUGGGCCAGUAUUAUCUCCUCAGAUGGAGGCAGCUGUGACCCAAAGUACAGGCAGGGGACUGGGACUCAGAGCAGGUCUGGAACCACUUGGCAUGUGCUAAGCUCCAGCCUCUUCAGACUUCUCCCCACUUGGGAUUUGAGAGCACAAUCAGGCCACGGGCUGGAGGAAAGAUGGUGAUGGGCAAGAGGUGGCAGAGGGCAGUGUGGGUCCCCUGUCUGUCUGUUCAUCUCAGACCUUCCCCACCUCACUUUUCCUCUUGGAGUUUCUGACGCUGUCAGGUCAUUCUUCUGUGAGAGCCAGACUGGCCUGAGCCCCAGCUCCCAUCUGGAGACUCUGCCAGCACAAAAGGAGGAGAUGGGGCUGGCAGCUCAAGGGGGCUCCUCCAGCCUCUGAGAUGAGGCUUUGCAGCCUGGGAGGCAGGGCUGGGCUCAGCAACCCCAGCUGGUUUCACUCCAGCCCCUGGAGCUUGCCCAGGUUUCUCCAGAGACUUUAGAACCAACUUCUGCUUUGCACUAUGUUCAUUUUGGGGCUUGGUUCUCAUGCAUCUCGGGAUCUCCUGUGAGGUGGCUGCUUGCUUUCUAGGAUGAGGGUUCCUAAAUCUUACACCUAUCUGCCUCUGGAAGAAUAUCCAGCAGGAUGAAUGGCAAGAUGAGGUGCUGAAGCCGUAAUGUCCAUCCAGGCCAAAGCAGGGUGCUCUGGGAUGUUUCCUAGAUGGGAGUGGAGUGGGGCUCCCAGCCCAAGCCCAGUCAACCUGGAAAGGUUCACUGGCCCCCUGCCUCCUUCCCUGGGACCACGUCUGGGUCCCCCAGCAAAGCUGCUGACAUUUUAUUAACAUUCUUAUUUUACAGAGUAAACCCAUUCCUCUUCCCCUUCAGGGCGUAUACCUGUCUGCUCACCCCACCCACUCCUCAGAGUUACGCCCUACAUUGGAGCAGGGGUGGGGAGCAUUGCUGGGACCCUGUGUCUUACUCAGCCCUCUGGCCUAGGGGGGCCCUCUGGUUCCGUCAAGGUGGCUUGCCCACCCCGCUGUUUCAGCAGCUGUCACCUGACUCGUGGACUCUGCCCUUCCUCUCUGUGCCUCUGCUGGUGCGGGGGACGCCUGCAUGCUGGGGGUGGGCAGCCAGCCUAGCCACCAGCUGGGGGGAGAGCCCCUCAGCCAUGUGCUUUGCGCCUCCGAAGCCCCCCGUCCUCACUCCAAGCCUCAGACCUGCCAUCCUCGUGGAGCUCCCCCUGAUCCCAGCCGAACCAAACCUGAACUCUGGGGGCAGGGCUGGGCUGCCCCACAGGACCCUGGGGUCAUGACGUGGAGGGGCAGUGGACAACCCCCAUCCAAAGCCAAGCCGAGACUGGCCAUGGACCCCACCUCGUGCCGUGUACUCACGGAGCUGUGCAGUGUCUCCUUAGAAAUAGUCAAAAGCUUUGCUGAGAAAAUAAAGAUAUGACUAUAUUUGACAACAUAAAAUCUAUAUAUUUUUCACCCCUGGAAUCUAGUCAAGCUGCAUAGCCCCUCUGCUCCUGUCUGCGUCUUGCUGUCUGUGGCCUUCCUACUGUGUCUUGUGUUAUGGUGGACGUGGUCAGGGCCGGGGCCGUGGUCCGCUCUGUCCCUAAUUCUGAACAAGCCCCUCGGGAAGAGUGUGGACUCAGGUCUGUGGACAAGGUGAGAGGAACUGGUGCCACCCUCUACUCUUGCUCUGGCCUGAGACCUGCCUGCCUGGUCAGAGGGGCCCCAGCCCACUCUGGGUCCUCUCUUUUGGGGGGUCUGGUGGGACCUUUGACAGGCUUUGUCUCUUGUCAAUGGAGGAGGCGACUCUUUGGCCCAAGCCCGGGACAGGUGCUGGGACCGUGUCGGCCAGGCUCCAGCUCGUGCCUGUGUGCGUGUGUGUGUUCGGGAUCCCGCAUCUAUGCAAAAGGGGCAGAGCUGCCUGGGAGGCUCCAGCGGUAAGAAGCAGCGGCCCGCUGGCUCAGGCUCCAAGCCCAGACUGCAGCGUCCAGAAUGUGGGGCUGGAGGCAAGGCCAGGGCCCCGGAGCCUCCCGCUGAGUGCUCAUCCUCCAAGGCUCCCCUUUUCCUUCCUGCUUAAUACCUCCUCCUGUUGGGCUGUGACCUUCUCUCAUGCCCUCCGCUUCUAGAGCAGAAAUCUCUGGGGUCUCCCCUCUCCCCAGCCUCUGGCUGGAGCUGAUUAGAUCCUGAGCAACACCGUUCUCAGGAAUCACCUUGUGGAACUGCUGGUCCCUUGGAGCCCCGCUGCCAGAAUUGGCUUCCCCUCAGUUGUGGGGUCCAGGCCAGAGUUGGCCCGGCUACUCCUCUGGUCCAGGCUCAAGCAGGAAUCAGAGUCAGGGGCAGUACUCUGCUCAGAGAGCUGGCCUCAAGUGAAGUUUAUUCCAAAUAUCUCCCAAGGGGAUAACUUAGCUUUUCAAUGAACACAGUUCCCAGUCACCAGUAGUACCGGCGUACCUGGCAGCACCUUGCGGGGGGUGGUGUAGGGGGCAAGUGACAAAAUUCUGGGGUAGAGGCCUACGGAGGGGCCUCUGCCCAGUGAACUCAUGACCCCUCUGUGACCUAGGGGUCAGUACAAACAAGUCAUAGUGCACUGUUAAAUUCAGCCAUGCCCUUGACAGAGAAUUCAGGGGAUACAGGAAGGGGGUGGGAGGUGGGGAGGGGUCUUCACUUUUGUCUCCUUUGUCCUAUUGAUCUGACAGAGUUGUACCUACAGCAGAACAGCUCUGGAUUAAAGCAUGAAAACACAA